GCAGCGCGGGGCCUCAGAGGGUGCCAGUGCCAUAAAGCAGGGCUUGUGUGAAGGUGUCCGCCGCGCCGCCGCCUCAGGUAAUGCUCAGCCUCCUCUCCAAGUACGUAGUGGGCGAGGGUCCCUACGAGAGUGACGUGGGGAGCUCCCAGUACACAGACACUGACGAGGAGGUGCUGGCGCCCGCUAUGCCGGUCAUCAACAUCGACCCCACAGAGCUGGGGCAGGACGCCCUCGUGGCGGAGCAGCCACCCUCGCCCACCUGCUUCACCCCCGUGUCUGACUCCUCGGAAGAGCCCACUGAGAAGGAGGCGCCGCCGCUGGAGCUACCGGAGCCUGAGGUGUGCCGGCGCGUGCAGGAGCUGGUGGAGUACUACCUGAGCGAGCAUAACCUGGUGAAGGACAUGUUCAUGCUGAAGCACGUCACCAAGCACCGCGAGGGCUACGUCUCCCUCAAGCUGCUCGCCACAUACAAGAAGGUGAAGCACCUCACCAAGGACUGGCGCGUCGUGGCGUACGCACUCAAGGACUCACAGGUCUUGGAGCUGAACCCUGAGGCCACCAAGGUGCGGCGGCGCCACGCGCUGCCCCCUGAACUGGACGAGGACACCCGGCCCUUCCGCACCCUGCUGGCCGCGGACGUCUCUCGCGAGCUGGCCAAUGUGAACGCGCUGGCCGAGUUCUUUGGCAAGUUCGGCGAGAUGGUGUCCCUGCAGAUGCACAAACCCGGUGGUCGCCACCUGGCAGAAGUGCGCCAGGUGGAGCGAGACCACCCGGGCAUCAGCGCCACUGUCUGCGCCCUCGUGGAGUUUGAGAAGGUGCACCACGCCCGCCAGGCCUUCCGCGCCAUGCUGAACACCCCUGAGUGUGGCCUCAAGGUGUUGGAGGUGGCCCGCAAGAAGCGUGACCCCGGGGACGGCGGCUACGGCAGCUCCUUCCUGCACAUCAAGAGCCAGGCAGAGGGCGAGAGCGCCUACUACAGCAACUCUGACUACUCUGAGCCGCCAUCCCCCGUGAGCCGCGUGCGGCCCUUCCCACGCCUCAGGUCUCCAUUCGUCCCGUCACCCUCGCCCAAGUCAGGCAGGCGAAUCAGAGGCCACCAGCAGCAGUCCUCGCCCGAGUCCUCACCGCCCUCGCCCUACUCGCCCCGCCGCGGGGCUCCCACCCCCAGCUCCUCCCCCGAGCAGGAGCGCCCCCAGGACCUGUACCCGCGCUACACCUCGCCCUGCACCUCCCCGCUGCCCCGCCGCCGCGCCAUCCCCUGCUCCCCUCCCUCUGACUCUCCCUUCCAGGGUCGUCGCCACAUCACUACCAUGCCUUCCUGCUCCUCCCAGGAUAGUGACGCCCCAGUGCCGCCCCUCAGCCCCUGGCUCAGGCGGCGGGUUCUGUCUGGCUCCUCCACACCCCUCUCCUCCCCUCUGGCGUCGCCUAACCUGCGCCGCCGCCACGAGGCCUCCAUGAUUCUGCCCGAAAACGUCUUACGCCUGCCGCGCGGUCCUGACGGCUCCACAGGCUUCCUGCCGCGCCGCUCACCCAUCAUCCUGAAGGCCUGAGGACGCACUGCACAGACGUUGGCUGCUGCUGCCGUCACUGUCACGCUCGUAUACGCACUAUACAUUAUAACCAUGCAUCUGAUAUUACGUAUACAACAUUAUGCUACUGCGUAAUAAAGAUAUAACUUUG
This is a messenger RNA of Portunus trituberculatus (swimming crab), 1680 nucleotides long. RefSeq names its product la-related protein 6-like. Gene Ontology annotation, molecular function: mRNA binding. The record is from RefSeq and is a predicted model, not a curated record. Lineage: Eukaryota; Metazoa; Arthropoda; Malacostraca; Decapoda; Portunidae. Gene Ontology annotation, biological process: RNA processing. Gene Ontology annotation, cellular component: nucleus. Bases 81 to 1550 code for a protein of 489 amino acids. The transcript has a single exon.